AUGGUUUCUAAACUACCUUUGCUCAUCCAAAGCCUCUUGGUCAUGGUUGUUUUUAUCUCCUCCACCGGAGAAGCUAGGAAAUUGGUUGAGGUUGCUGGAAAGCAAAAUAAUAAGGACGGUGCUAGUUCAGAAUGUUUAAUACCCAGUAUUCUAUGCAUACCAAAAAUUCCAUUCCCAGACAUACCGAAAAUUUCAUUUCCAGAUAUACCACCAAUUCCAUGCAUACCAAUAUUUCCAGAUAUACCAUGGCCAUGCAUACCUCUAUUUCCACAUUCUGAAUCUCCUAGUUCGCCCCCUGAAUCACCAAGUUCACCUUCUGAAUCAUCCAACUCACCCACAGAAUCGCCCAAUUCGCCUCAUGAAUCACCAAGUUCACCUUCUGAUUCGCCUAGUUCGCCUCUUGAAUCACCAAGUUCACCUUCUGAUUCACUCAGUUCGCCUCCUGAAUCAUCAAAUUCACUUUUUGAAUCGCCUAAUUUUCCUUCUAAAUCACCCAUUUCAUCUCCACCUAGCUAG
This is a messenger RNA of Trifolium pratense (red clover), 516 nucleotides long. Its product is annotated as DNA-directed RNA polymerase II subunit RPB1-like. NCBI's taxonomy places the organism in Eukaryota, Viridiplantae, Streptophyta, Magnoliopsida, Fabales, Fabaceae. The coding region runs from base 1 to 516 and encodes 171 amino acids. The transcript is spliced from 2 exons. The record is from RefSeq and is a predicted model, not a curated record.